This is a messenger RNA of Patella vulgata (common limpet), 1464 nucleotides long. RefSeq lists its product as uncharacterized. Lineage: Eukaryota; Metazoa; Mollusca; Gastropoda; Patellidae. The record is from RefSeq and is a predicted model, not a curated record. Bases 1 to 1464 code for a protein of 487 amino acids. Gene Ontology annotation, molecular function: glutamate-gated receptor activity. Gene Ontology annotation, cellular component: membrane. The transcript is spliced from 9 exons.
AUGCGGUUAAUAGAACCGGCCUGGGUAUGUUUAUUAUCAAUAUGGUUCAUAACAGUUUAUUGUGACGACCAACUAAGUCUAGAUCUAGUCGCUGCCGGAAGUGAUGUAGUAGAUGGAAAUUAUACCCUAGAUAGCUGUAGAAGUAUCAACUGCACCAGUUACAACGUAACCGAGUUUCAUGUUAACAUCGAAUGGUCAACAGUCACUGUUUAUCAACCAUUUAGCGUUUUGGCUGCAGCUUCAAGACUUCACAAUACAUCUGACAUACUCAUCAUAGCUGACGAUAAUGAUUAUCUCAGGCAUAAAGGGCAACGACUCCGCAUACCCGAAUCCCCAAUUGUUCGAUUUCCAUGGCAACGAAACACCGACAUGUGGCGGAUCGAGAAAGGCUUGAAACCAAUAUCUGAAAUUACUCCAGAAGACCAACUAGGCAUGUCAUUAGAGAUGUCCAGAAUUGACCAGUUCGAGUUUUGUGAGAGUGAAACGGUUAUGUCGAGAGCAGAGAGGGACAUGCUUGUUAAGAUUGUGACUAACAUGGGAUGGAAGAAAUUAGUUAUAAUUUGUGAUCAAUCCACAGAAUUUGAAACGAUGGAAUUAUCAACAGAAUUAUCCGUUCGUGGCAUCACCGUGACUAUUCUGGCUAUCAACGAGACAACCUCUAGUUACGCCUCCUAUCCAGGAUUAAAGGCCACCUAUGAUUUGGUUGGUGAUGAAGAAAUGGAUGUAGUAUUGCUUUGUUCACUUGGUUGUGUAAAAACUAUUCUAAAUGAGGCGAAUAUAUUCGAUGUUGAGCAAAAAAAUCUAACCGCUAUUCGUCAUUCGUCACGCUGGUUGGUAGCACAUUAUGGUUAUGAUCAGAAUUAUUUAGAGAAAUCUGGUAUAACUCUGGAUAAUGUAGCUGUCUUAAUUGGACCGAGUUAUCACGACUGUUAUCCUACUAAUAUUAAAAAGGUACUGCCUCAAGUUGUACAAGCUGCCUUACGUAAAGUUGAUAGUGAACCAAAUUAUAGUGGCGACGUUACUGUAGAUGGUUACGUCAAAUCGGAAAUAAAAUCGAUCUUAGAGAACCCUACGAUAAAGACCAAUCCACGUUUGGCUACGUUAAUAUGGAAAGAAGGUGGAAGACGUCAAUUAGAUAACGUUGAUAUAGAUGUUGAUGGGAAGGGUAAUAUAUUUCCUAAUACAGAUUUUGGCUUCAAUCAACGAGUAUUUUACGUUGCUACUCUUGAGUAUUCGCCUUUUGUAAUAAAGAAAGUUACGAACGGCACUGCUGUAUAUACUGGUUUAUGCAUGGAUUUGUUGUGGGAGCUUGCCAUCAGCCUUAAUUUUAGUUAUGUUAUGGUGGAACCACCGGAUGGAGAAUGGGGAAGAGUUAAUGAUGGCAAAUGGACGGGUUUGAUUGGUCAAGUAGCAUAUCAGGUAAAAAAAUCAACACAUAUUUAUGCGAAUUUAAACUUCACCUAA